AGGCCAUGGACGUGCUGGGCUGGCUGCUGCCCGCGCUCCUGCUGCUGUGCGCGCAGCCGCGCCGCGGGGCCAGGGCGAUGAAUGACAUUGGGGACUAUGUGGGUUCCAACCUGGAGAUAUCCUGGCUCCCCAACCUGGACGGCUUAAUGGAGGGCUAUGCCCGCAACUUCCGGCCCGGCAUUGGAGGCCCCCCUGUAAAUGUGGCGCUUGCCCUCGAGGUAGCCAGCAUUGACCACAUCUCAGAGGUGAACAUGGAGUACACCAUGACCGUGUUCCUACACCAGAGCUGGAGGGACAGCAGGCUCUCCUACAACCACACCAAUGAGACCCUGGGCCUGGACAGCCGGUUUGUGGACAGGCUCUGGCUUCCUGACACCUUCAUCGUGAACGCCAAGUCAGCCUGGUUCCAUGAUGUGACUGUGGAGAACAAGCUCAUCCGGCUGCAGCCCGACGGCGUGAUCCUCUACAGCAUUCGGAUCACCUCCACAGUGGCCUGUGACAUGGACCUCGCCAAGUACCCAAUGGACGAGCAAGAGUGCAUGCUGGACUUGGAGAGCUAUGGCUACUCUUCUGAAGACAUUGUCUACUACUGGUCUGAAAACCAAGACCAGAUCCACGGGCUGGACAGGCUGCAGCUGGCCCAGUUCACCAUCACCAGCUACCGCUUCACCACCGAGCUUAUGAACUUCAAAUCGGCCGGCCAGUUCCCUCGGCUCAGCCUGCACUUCCAGCUACGGAGGAACCGGGGUGUCUACAUCAUCCAGUCCUAUAUGCCUUCUGUCCUUCUGGUCGCCAUGUCCUGGGUCUCUUUCUGGAUUAGCCAGGCAGCAGUGCCUGCCAGGGUGUCUCUAGGCAUCACCACUGUGCUGACAAUGACCACGCUGAUGGUCAGCGCCCGCUCCUCCCUGCCCCGGGCAUCGGCCAUCAAGGCGCUGGAUGUGUACUUCUGGAUCUGCUACGUCUUUGUGUUCUCUGCCCUGGUGGAGUAUGCCUUUGCUCACUUCAAUGCAGACUACAAGAAGAAACGAAAGGUCAAGGUCAAGGUCACGAAACAGAGGGCAGAGAUGGACAUAAGAAACGCCAUUGUCCUCUUCUCCCUCUCUGCUGCCGGGGUCACCCAGGAGCUGGCCGUCUCCCGCCGGCAGUGUCGCGUCUCUGGGAACCUCAUGGGCUCCUAUAGGUCAGUGGAGGUAGAGACAGGAGAGACGAAAAAAGAAGGGGGGGCGCCAAGGGGCCUCCGCGCCAGGUUCAAGCCCAUCGACGCAGACACCAUCGACAUCUAUGCCCGUGCUGUGUUCCCUGCCGCCUUCGCGGCUGUCAAUAUCAUCUACUGGGCGGCCUAUACCAUGUGA
Castor canadensis (American beaver) is the source of this 1352-nucleotide messenger RNA. It is a transcript of the gene Gabrd, whose product is annotated as gamma-aminobutyric acid type A receptor subunit delta. Gene Ontology annotation, molecular function: extracellular ligand-gated monoatomic ion channel activity; GABA-A receptor activity. NCBI's taxonomy places the organism in Eukaryota, Metazoa, Chordata, Mammalia, Rodentia, Castoridae. Gene Ontology annotation, biological process: monoatomic ion transmembrane transport. Gene Ontology annotation, cellular component: membrane. The record is from RefSeq and is a predicted model, not a curated record.